Molecule: messenger RNA, 567 nt
Organism: Sphaeroforma arctica JP610
Lineage: Eukaryota; Ichthyosporea; Ichthyophonida
Exons: 5
Cellular component (GO): nucleus
Molecular function (GO): protein binding
Source: RefSeq, a predicted model, not a curated record
UUUCUGCGCAGGUACCAGAGGCCGACGCUACUCAUUCUGUACGAAGAUCACCGCGAAUCAAGGCACCUCAAAACGUAUGAGAUGUCAAUGCGCGAAAAGGACAUGCGAGAUGGCCCGUGGUCGCAGAACGACAUAGAAGCUGGGGCCCACUUGUUGAUAUCCGUGCAUGAGCCAGUGGGCGGCGCUAUUGUUAUUGGCGAGCAGAGCAUCUCCUACCACAACGGCGAGUACCACACCACAAUAGCUAUCAAGAAUACCAUCAUGACGUCGUACACCGCCUUGGAUACAGACAAGACCAGGUUCCUACUGAGCGACCAUACCGGAACUUUGUUUGUCCUCAAACUGAUCGUCUCGGCAUCGGACGAGGUAGUCAAUAUCGCCAUUCUGGAGAUAGGCUGCACGCCCUGGGCGUCGUGUAUGACGUACAUAGACAACAAUGUCGUAUUCAUUGGGAGUGCCGUCAACGAUUCGCAACUCAUCCGCUUGCGGCCCGACUUCAGAUCGAAGACACAAGACUACACUAAACCAGAUUCGCAGAAGGGCAUCCACACCGAACCGCUAGGGUAU